Molecule: messenger RNA, 2235 nt
Organism: Microthlaspi erraticum
Lineage: Eukaryota; Viridiplantae; Streptophyta; Magnoliopsida; Brassicales; Brassicaceae
Source: the annotation of a GenBank genome assembly
AUGGCGAAUCACGAGCUGAUGAUGGCAGGGAACCACGAUAUCUCGUUUAGAGAGGAGCAGUUUGUGGAAGCUCGGCAGAACAGUGAACUCUUUCCUACUAAUGACUACAGUUUUGCUUUGGAAACGCUACACGACGAGACCAACCUGCAGAUAGGUGUUCCCCGUGAGCAAAACGAGGUUUGGAAUCACAACCAAGAACACACACUGGCUCUUCAAGACUCAAGGAGUCACAGUGAGGAACAAUGUCUGGAAGGAAAAGAUGAGGUUGAUUCUCAGGAAAACCAAAAUGAAAGCUAUGACCAUGCUUUUGACCUCUCCUUUCCUGAUAACGAUGACUCGGAGACUUCAGAGAAUGAUAAACUAGCUUUGGUUGUUUCUGAGGAUCUCAAUGAUAACUUACAGCUUGGGGUGGGUCAUUGCAUGAAUAUGAGCCUUUCCCAGCAGCUAGAGUUGGCUCCUCCUAUUGUUCAGUGCCGGUCUCUCGUUACAGCUCAUGAUCACAACUUGGCCAUUGGUAUGGAGUUCUCAGAUGUCCUUUCUUGUAGGAGAGCACUGAGAGAUGCAGCAAUUGCCUUACGCUUUGAGAUGCAGACGGUUAAAUCUGAUAAAUCUCGCUUCACUGCAAAGUGCAGUAGCGUCGGUUGCCCUUGGAGGAUUCACUGUGCUAAGCUUCCUGGUGUACCGAACUUUACGAUAAGGACCAUUAACGGGAGUCACACAUGUGGUGGUAUCUCACACCUCGGUCACCACCAAGCUUCGGUUCAGUGGGUUGCUGAGGCUGUGAAAGAAAGGCUGAGAGAAAACCCUCAUUGCAAACCCAAGGAGAUACUGGAGGAGAUUCACCAAGUUCAUGGAAUUACACUAUCAUACAAGCAAGCAUGGAGAGGGAAAGAACGUAUAAUGGCUGCUGUUCGUGGGUCGUUCGAAGAAGACUAUCGCCUGCUUCCUCGGUAUUGUGAGGAAAUUAGAAGAACGAAUCAUGGGAGCAUCGCUGUGGUUCAUGGAAGUCCGGCUGAUGGGACCUUUGAACAGUUAUUUAUCUCCUUUCAGGCAUCGAUCUGGGGGUUUCUCAAUGCUUGUCAGCCUCUCAUUACGUUGGACAAGAUUGUUCUGAAGAGCAAGUAUCUAGGGACACUGCUGCUUGCCACUGGGUUUGAUGGAGAUGGAGCAGUAUUUCCUGUGGCUUUUGCGGUUGUUGCUGAGGGAAACGAUGGUAGCUGGCAGUGGUUCCUCACAGAGUUGCGUCAGCUUCUUGAAGUUAACUCCGAGAACAUGCCGAAGCUGACGAUCUUGUCGAAUAGAGACGCAGCCAUUGUUGAUGGAGUAAAUGCUAAUUUCCCAACGGCGUUUCAUGGCCUCUGUAUCCAUCAGCUCAUAGAAAGCUUCCGUAAGGAUUUCAACGACUCUGAUCUUGUGAACCUUUUCUGGGAAGCAGCGAAAUGUCCCAGCGAGUAUGAGUUUCGUGCGAAAGUCACCGAGAUCUUCCAGAUGUCCCCGGAAGCUGCCAUGUGGGUCAAUAACAUCACUCCCUCUUUAUGGACCGUAUACUGCUUUGGAGGAACACGGUUUGAACAUCUGACUGCAAAUGUUACCGAGUCACUUAACGGUUGGAUUCAAGAAGCCUCAGGUCUUCCGAUUAUCCAGAUGAUGGAGUCUAUCCGACGCCAGCUGAUGACUAUGUUCAACGAACGCCGUGAAGCAAGCAUGCAGUGGGCUGACAUACUAGUUCCAUCUGCUGAGAGACAAGUCCUUGAGGCCAUCGAACAGUCCCGAGCGUUCCAAGUUGACAAAGUAAACGAAGCACAACAGUUCGUGGUCAUCGCCGGUGAAGCGAAAUGGAUAGUGGAUCUUAGAUGUCGUUCAUGUUCUUGCCGUGGGUGGGAGUUGUACGGUUUGCCUUGUAGCCACGCAGUUGCAGCACUCCUCUACCGCAACCUGAUCGUUCGGCGGUACGCAGAGAGUUGCUUCACUGUGGCGAAUUACCGUCGAACUUAUGAAGAAACCAUACAUCCAGUGCCAGACAAAACCUUGUGGGAGAAAACAGAACCUGACGUAGAAAAUGGUGAGGAUGGUGAUGAGAUUGUGAUAAAACCACCGAAGCUGUUGAGGCAAGAGCCACGGCCAAGGAAGAGGAGGAGUCAAGGAGAGGACCGUGGACGUCAAAAGCGGGUGGUUCGAUGUAGCCGGUGCAAUGAGGCUGGCCAUUUCAGAACAACUUGCACAGCUCCUAUAUAG